GGCGGGGCCGGCGGCGCUGUCCGGUGCUGAAGCUUCGGCGGCGCCAGGCGCGCAGGGAGGAGCCGCCGCCAUGGACUGAGCGCCGCCUGCCCGCCAGCCAGCGGACAUGGGGCCGCCGCUCGCGCUCCUGCUGUUGCUGCUUCUACUGCCGCGCGGCCCGCCCGCCGCCCCCGCGACCCGCGCCCGGCCACUCCCGGGGCUUCUGGGCUGCUUAUUCGAGGAUGGCCUUUGCAGACCGUCUGAGACCUGUGUAGAUGAUGCAGUGUUUGGAAGGUGCCAGAAGGUUCCAGUGAUAGACAUAUACCGCUAUGAAGUGUCCCCGGUGGUUCUACAGCACCUGACAGCCACCUUACAGAAGCUCUCCCACACAGGUUUCACAUGGCAGGAUGACUAUACCCAGCAUGUGAUGGCCCAGGAACUCUCAAACCUUCCCAAAACCUACCCACAACAUCCUGAAAGUUCCAACCCAGCCAGGACCUCAAUGCAGAGUGUUGAUAAUGAAAAGAGAUACAGUCAGGAGGGUGACAUUGCACUAGCCAAGGCCCUUCAGCGCUACCUGCCGUACCUGGAGGCCCUGUCCCAGGCCACCACCUCGAACCUGCUCCCCAGGAUGAAGCAUGGCAGACCACCAUCUGAGGGUGAAGAUGCCCUGGCCGAAAGCGUGCUGACUUACGUGGCCCAAACGUCUGCUCUGACCUACGCCCCCAUGCCCCGAGAGGAUUACCCUGCAGGCCACCCCCUGCGAACCCUCAGCCGGCUCCAGCCUGAUGAGCUCAGCCCAAAGGUGGUGGGUAGUGUGGACAGACAGAAUCUUGUUGCUGCGCUGGGUGCCUACGCGGCUCAGAAGCACCCCCCACCCCCCAGGGAGGGUGACCCAGGGUUGCACAACCUUCUGCACGCACCGUGGAGAGAGCCGAGGGUCCUUUCAGCACCAGCUACCCCCCAGAAAUGGCCUUUGUCUCCAGGAGACCCCAAACACCCCCUGGGCAGGGGCGAUGAAGCACUAAUUCAGAGCCUCCUGAAGGACCUGAGGAGGCAUCAGGUUGACAUGGCGAGUCUGAGCCCCCUGGACCCCGAGGAGAUGGCCCGUGUGAUUGCUAAUGCCAUGCAAGGUGUGGGUACAGAAGGGGAGCGGGAAGAGGCCGGGAUGGGAGUCGGAGGAGAACCGGGAGAGCAGGUGGACAGCCCCGAGGCAGGGCUCCACGAAGCCCGCAAGGUCGGAGAUGUGCGAGAUAACAGAGUACAAGACGAUGAUGAUAGAGUUUAUGAAGAGGUCAAUCGUUUGAGCCUCACACUUGGGGACCUCCUGCAGGAUCCUGGGUCUCAGUUCUUGCCUGGAGCUCCCCCUCUUGUGGAGUCCUUCAAAACAGAGAUCAAGAAAUCAGAGGACCCUGGGGCCUCCCUGUCUUCAGAGGAGGAGAGUGCUGGGGUGGAGAACGUAAGGAGUCAGACCUACGUGAAAGAGCUCUUGGAGAGGCCCCAGGUCGACGGGUUUGGGGAGUUCCAACGCCAGAUUCCAGGGGCCUGGAAGGAGGACCGGCGCCUCGAAGCAGGAGCUCAGGAACGCUCAGGCGAAGGCCUGGAACUGGAAGUCCAACCUUCUGAGGAGUCCGGCUACAUUGUGACGGAGACCGACCCCCUGAGCCUGGAGAAGGGGAAGGAGUUGCUGGCGGGCGUUGCACGUCUCCUCGAGGUGCCGAUGAGCGUCUUCGUGGACAUCGACCUGUUUUUCCCUGGGCCUUCAGCCUGCACGUCCAGCCCUGUGUCCAACUUGAACAUCUGGACCAAGAUGCUGUCCGGAACGGAGAAACCUCCAACACCCAGAGUCCUUCAGGACACCCAUGAAAUGAUCUCUCUCCACCCACUGUUUGCAGACACCUCCAUGCUCAGCAGCAACACCGUUUAUUGCAAUAUAGAGACAGACUCAAUGUUAGCUCCAAGGAUCACAAAGCAAAGAAGGAAAGAAGAAAAUGAGUUGCACCUUGACCCCACUGUAGAGCUUGUUGUGGGACCAGCAGUGACCUUCAAAGUGAGUGCCAACGUCCUGAACGUGACCACUGCGGAGGCUGUGGAGGCGGCAGGCUCAGUCGUCAAAGUUGCUGCUGCGCGUGUGUCAGAGGAGUGUUCUGGCUUCCACGUUCAGAGUGUCAUAUUCCUACACGACACCUGUGGGUUUUCCACACGACAGCAUUGCCGGGUCAUCAGGAGCAUUUAUUCAUUUAUCUUAGUUGAAAACAAGGACAACUUGGAAAAAACAUCUGGACUGAAAAUCCUUCAAACCGGAGUCGGGUCGAAGAGCAAACUCAAGCUCCGGCCUCAUCAGGCAGAGCAGGAGGACUCCACCAAGUUCAUCGUGCUCACCCUCAUCUCCGUCGCUGCCAUCCUGGGGGUCCUCCUGGCCUCCGGUGUCAUCUACUGUCUGCGCCAUAGCUCUCACUACCGGCUGAAGGAGAAACUCUCAGGACCAGGUGGCCACGCGGGCCUGGAUGCCACCGCCUACCAGGAGCUGUGCCGGCAGCGCAUGGCCGUGCGCACGUCCGACCGCCCCGAGGCCCCGCACACGUCCCGCAUCAGCAGCGUCUCCUCCCAGUUCAGCGAUGGGCCGAUGCCCAGCCCGUCUGCACGGAGCAGCACCUCGUCCUGGUCCGAGGAGCCGGCGCAGCCCAACAUGGACAUCUCCACCGGCCACAUGGUCCUGGCCUACAUGGAGGACCACUUGAAGAACAAAAACCGGCUGGAGAAGGAGUGGGAGGCGCUGUGUGCCUACCAGGCGGAGCCCAGCAGCUCGCUCGUGGCCCAGAGGGAGGAGAACGUGCCAAAGAACCGCUGCCCGGCGGUGCUGACCUACGAUCACUCCAGGAUCCUGCUGAAAUCAGAGAACAGCCACAGCAACUCCGACUACAUCAACGCCAGCCCCAUCAUGGAUCACGACCCUAGGAAUCCUGCAUAUAUCGCCACCCAGGGACCACUGCCUGCUACCGUGGCUGACUUCUGGCAGAUGGUGUGGGAGAGCGGCUGUGUGGUGAUCGUCAUGCUGACCCCCCUCUCGGAGAACGGCGUCAGGCAGUGCUACCACUACUGGCCGGACGAAGGCUCCAACCUUUAUCACAUCUACGAGGUGAAUCUGGUCUCUGAGCACAUCUGGUGUGAGGAUUUCCUCGUGAGGAGCUUUUAUCUGAAGAACCUUCAAACCAACGAGACACGUACCGUGACCCAAUUCCACUUCCUGAGCUGGUAUGACCAGGGAGUGCCUUCCUCCACGAGGUCCCUUCUGGAUUUCCGCAGAAAAGUAAACAAGUGCUACAGGGGCCGUUCUUGUCCAAUAAUUGUUCACUGCAGCGACGGCGCAGGCAGGAGCGGCACCUACGUCCUGAUCGACAUGGUUCUCAAUAAGAUGGCCAAAGGCGCUAAAGAGAUUGAUAUCGCGGCAACGCUGGAGCACCUGAGGGACCAGAGACCAGGCAUGGUCCAGACUAAGGAGCAGUUUGAGUUCGCGCUGACGGCGGUGGCCGAGGAGGUGAACGCCAUUCUCAAGGCCCUUCCCCAGUGAGCCGCUCGCUCCCGCAGCCGCGGACGAGCCCCUGACCCCCGGAAUAUUGUUGGGAAUCAUGAUAUCACUUAAUUGUGUGUCUUCUAGUGUAACUACCUAGUGAUAGGGUCCUUGAAAUCCUGUAGUCAGUGCCGGUUAGCAGUCAAAAUGUGUAUUUUUGUUCAACCAAUUAAUAAUAAAGAGAGGUUUAUGGAAACAUCCAAUUACAGGGGGCAACCAGUUCAUCUAUUUUCACUUUCUUGAAAAAAAUUAAUUUUCCUUAAAGCCCAUUCACACUCCUAACUGCAAACAUGUCGUAUUAAUGAUGCGGUAAUUCGCCCACUCGUCAUGGUCUCCAGGAAGAGAGCUGGUUCGUUAUCUGUAACUUUCUGAAGGAUGGAUCAGCCGGGCAGGGAGGGCAUCCAGGGAAACGCACGAGGCACUAAACGCAGGCCGCCAGGUGCAGAGAACACAUUUGGCAUUUGUCUUUCAGACGGUUUAUCACCAGGAGAAACCACUGGCUUACCAAAGAGUUAGGUCAGAAGCCUUGUAACAUUCUGCAGCUUUGGGGCAAAUGAGAAGAAAGCGGUCACAGCAUAUCAGUUCUGUUCUUAUCUGGGCUGCUCGACACCCUCCCCCAAGUGCUGUCGAGAGACCACCUCAACCUUCCACCCCGCAAGGAUGGGCAGGGGCCUCCCCAGGGGCAAACGCUCUCCCACUUGGAGAGCGCCUGCUUCCGUGGCCAGCCACCCCAGGCGACCCUUCACCUGGGCAAGGUUGUGGGUGAGCCCCGACCUCAAGACAGGUUUUCCACUUUAAAAUGAUUUACGUACUGCAAAAACAGGUACAGCUAAUGAUGGCUUCCUGCUGGAUGACCACAGUGAGGGGAACAAAUCCGGGCACAUCGGCAGGCUCCAUCAGGCACCUGUGUCCCCUCAGGGACUGUCGUGGGCCUGCUGGCAUCCAGAGAGACCACGGCUACUUCCCUCUGUUCCUAGAAGGGGGGACAUGCAGGGAGAGCCACGGUUUGUGCUUUAUCGGCGUGAGGUCGCAGCACCUGGGAGAACGAUAGGAGAUGCAGGCAUGGCCUGGGCCUCCGCCCGCUGCAGACUCCUGGUCACUCAGGUCAGCCAGGUGUCCAGCCGCACAUAGACAUAGCGUCUAGAGAUGACCUGGAUUUGCCAAAAUAACACUUGAGCAUCAGGCUUGCCGCCGCCCCCCAGAGACAGAAGAAUCAUCUCAUUAAGCUUAGAGCGAUUGUGUCUAGACGGGUGCAGACGGCUCGUGUGCUGCAGCCCUCCUUUCAGGGUUAGCCAUAAAGACAUCGCCAGUACCUUCUCGGUCCUGCUGUGUCGCACACCAUCCUCUCCAUCCUAAAUCCAUGCAACGUCUCGAAACCAGUAGAAUAGGGAGAGUGGCCUGCUGAAUGGGCAGAAAGUGCCAAAAUGUUGUUCAUGUCUUUCAAUGGUAUUGUCAUGUGUAUCUGCUCUAAUCUAUCUAUGAUUUCCUUCCUGAAGUUGUUUCUCUGGAAUCUGAAUAAUUAAUAGAGAAUAAUUUAUCUGCAUAUAGAGAGCACAUACCUACUUGUGAUUUCUAACUUCUUAUGUUUCAAAAGGAAUCUUCCAGUGUGAGAUAUAUAAAUAGAUUUCAUUGUGUCAGAUUAAACUUUUGAUUUCAUG
Equus caballus (horse) is the source of this 5208-nucleotide messenger RNA. NCBI's taxonomy places the organism in Eukaryota, Metazoa, Chordata, Mammalia, Perissodactyla, Equidae. The record is from RefSeq and is a predicted model, not a curated record.